Exserohilum turcica Et28A is the source of this 2239-nucleotide messenger RNA. RefSeq lists its product as uncharacterized. Lineage: Eukaryota; Fungi; Ascomycota; Dothideomycetes; Pleosporales; Pleosporaceae. The transcript has 7 exons. The record is from RefSeq and is a predicted model, not a curated record. The coding region runs from base 1 to 2124 and encodes 707 amino acids. Gene Ontology annotation, molecular function: carboxypeptidase activity.
AUGAGACCAUCACUUUUGGUACUUGCAGCCAUUGGCGCUCAGGCUUGUCAGCGUGAACGUGCAUUUCACCAUCAUGCCCAUAAGCACGUCAAGCGACAGACGUCGUUUCCCCCGGCAUUGACUCCCCAUGAGGAGAUAUUGCUCAACUCGUUUGACGCCACGUCCAUUUCUGAAUGGUCAUACUACUACACUCAUGGCGCUCAUUUGGCUGGCCAGAACAAGUCAAUGGCACAAUGGACUGCCGACAAGUGGGCCGAGUAUGGAUUUACCUCUCGUUUGGACGAGUACUACGUCUUCUUGAACUAUCCCGUAUCGAACUCAUUGGAGCUCACCUACAAGAAUGGUAGCACAUACACCCCAAGCCUCAAGGAAGCGGUGCUGGAAGAGGAUCCGACUACCAGCUACGCAGACAGUAUUCCCACCUUCCAUGGCUACUCUUUCACUGGCAACGCCUCUGCAGAAUAUGUCUACGUUGGUCGGGGCCAGCAAGUCGAUUUUGAACGUUUGAUAGCGCUUGGCGUCGAGCUGGAAGGCAAGAUUGCGCUGGCCAAGUAUGGUGGACCUUUCCGAGGUCUCAAGGUAAAGAACGCCCAGGAUCAUGGCAUGAUUGGCGCGGUCAUCUUCUCCGACCCUGGUGAUGAUGGUAACAUGACCGAGGCCAAGGGAGUCGCCCCCUACCCUCACGGUGGUGCCAGGAACCCCACAACCGUCCAGCGCGGAUCGGUUCAAUUUCUGAGUACAUACCCAGGAGACCCAACCACGCCUGGUUAUGUGUCCAAGCCAGACUCCCCACGUUCCGAUCGCCGUGAAAUCCUGCCACAGAUUCCCAGUCUACCCAUUUCGUGGAUCGAGGCACAGCCCCUUUUGCAAGCUCUUAAUGGCUUUGGAACUAAUGGCACCGAAGUCAACAGGACCCGCUGGGUUGGUGCGAUUCCAGGCGUCGAUUACUACACCGGAGAAGGAUCCGGCGCGACUCUGUCCAUGUCUAACAUGAUGAAUGACACAUAUGGUACAAUCUGGAAUGCCGUCGGUGUUAUCAACGGUACGAACCAAGAUGAGGUGGUCAUUGUUGGAAACCACAGGGAUGCCUGGAUUGUUGGCGGAGCAGCCGAUCCCAACUCUGGAUCCGCUGUACUUAUUGAGCUUGCCAAGGCAUUUGGUGCCCUCUCCGAAACUGGAUGGAAGCCACUGCGUACCAUUGUGCUCUGCAGUUGGGAUGCCGAGGAGUAUGGUCUUGUCGGGAGCACCGAGUGGAUGGAAGAAUACAUUCCAUGGCUCAAGAAUGCCGCAGUCUCCUACCUGAACAUUGACGUAGCCGUGUCAGGACCGAUCCCCGACGUCUCCGCAACUCCUGACCUUCACGCUAUCGCCACCAGUUUGAUGAAGAAGGUUGUUUACCCCUACCGCAACGAAUCUAGCCUAACCAUGUAUGAUGUCUGGACGCAUGAGUCUGGCAAAGUCGGCGUCCUCGGCAGCGGAAGUGACUACACCGCCUUCCUCCACCGUGGUAUCGCUGCUAUCGACAUGGGAGCCGGUGGGGGUCCAGACGACCCUAUCUACCCUUACCACUCCAACUACGACUCUUACCACUGGAUGUCGACCUUUGGUGACCCGGGCUUCACGACACACAAGGCCAUGGGUCAGUUCCUCACACUUGUGCUUUACCACAUGGUUUCCGAUCCCGUUGUGCCGUUGGAGCCAGCAGACUAUGUCUCUGAGCUCAACACGUAUCUGGAUGCCCUCAAGGAAGAAAUCAGCGCGAGCAACUUUACCGUUGAUCUUGCAAACCUUACUGCUGCGAUUUCGCAGUUUGAGGCGGCUGCUCAAGAAUUUGUCGACCUUCGAGAGCACGCGGUUGCGGCCAACGAAACGGCGCUCAUCACUGUGCAGAACCACAAGGCUCGCGACUUCUCUCGCGGAUUUACCAGCCAGGGCGGUCUGCCUACCCGUGAGUUCUACCAGCACACCAUCUUUGCUCCAGGACGGGACACUGGAUACGCGCCUGUCACCUUCCCUGGUAUUACAGAGAGUAUUACUUUUGACAAGGAUGCGGACUUGGCGCAAGAGUGGGUUCAGAAGACUAGCGCCGCAAUCCUGCUCGCUGCUAGUAUUUUGAAGACAUAGAAGUUGUGCGGUGCAGGGGCCUUUUCCAGAAGGUGAAGGUUCCAUAGUACCCUGGGACGAUGAUUAUGCUCAUGAUGACGACAAAGAUGACAAUGACGACGACGAUAACACGAUG